AUGUCUAGUCAAUUUCACGACGAGAACAAGGACCCAAAAGUCUACGACCGCUCUGAUGACGAGAAGUCCAUCGUCAACGAGAAGGACGCGGAGGCCCAGUCCGUCGUCAGCGAGGAAGCUCAGGAUGGCCUCAAAAAGGUCGAGGCGAUUACGGCCGUAUGGAGCAACAACGCGAUCAUAACCGCGUAUGGCUGUAUUUUCCUCGUCUACUUCGUCAACUCUCUGCAACAGCAGACGAACAACAAUCUUACGGCAUACGUGACGAGUUCGUUCGCAUCUCAUCCUCUGGUCGCUACAACUUCCAUCGUGUCGUCCAUCGUCGGAGGUGUCACUCGGCUUCCCAUCGCCAAGAUGCUCGACGUGUGGGGUCGCGCGGAAGGCUUCCUUGUGAUGACCGUGAUCGCUACCAUCGGCAGGUGUCUGAUUAUGAUGGCGGCCUGCAAGAACGUAGAGACUUACGCGGCUGCUCAAGUCUUCUACUGGGUCGGCAUGAACGGCAUGAACGGCGUCCUCGAUAUCUUCAUCGCCGACACGUCCAAACUCAAGAAUCGAGGUCUCAUGUGGGGAUUUGCUUCGACUCCGUACAUCGCUACCACGUUUGCUGGACCGGCCAUCGCGCAGAGGUUUCUGGAUCACAGUUCCUGGCAGUGGUCAUUUGGCGCGUUCUCUAUCAUCACGCCGGCCAUCGCGAUGCCCAUCGCCAGUCUCCUUCUGUGGCACCAGCGCAAGGCCAUCAAGCUCGGUAUCUUGAAGCGCGAACAAACGAAGAGAACCCUGACCGAAUCGAUCAAGCACUUCUGUAUCGAGUGGGAUGUCUUCGGCAUGAUUCUCAUUUGCGCCGGGUGGUCGCUCUUCCUACUACCCUUCAGUCUCGCAACCUCCCAGGCGAACAAGUGGCAGAGCGGCAACAUCAUCGCUAUGAUUGUCGUCGGUGGCCUCUGCAUCAUUGCGUUCGCCAUCUAUGAGAGGUAUUGGUCCCCGAAGUCGUUCAUACCUUUCGAUCUCCUCAAGGACAGGACGGUCGCUGGGGCCUGCCUCCUUGCAGGUAUACUCUUUUUCGGCUUCUACUGUUGGGAUGGCUACUUCUAUUCCUACCUUCAAGUUGUUUGGGGCCUUAGCGUCAAGGAUGCCGGCUAUGUGAGCAACACGUACAGCAUCGGCUCCUGCUUCUGGUCCGUUGUCGUCGGAUACGUUAUCCGCCGUACCGGCCGUUUCAAGCACAUUGCGCUUGCGGCGGUUCCGCUCAACAUCUUGGGUGCCGGUCUGAUGAUCCACUUCCGUCAGCCAGACGUGCGCAUUGGCUAUGUCGUCAUGUGCCAAAUCUUCAUUGCCUUCGCAGGCGGAACGCUCGUGAUAUGCGAGGAGAUCGCCGUCAUGGCCGCGGACUCUGCUAGUCACAGCACGUAUGCCGUAUCCCUCGCACUCCUCACGCUCGCCUCCGACGUCGGUGGUGCAAUCGGCUCUUCGGUAUCUGGCGCGAUCUGGACCAACACAUUCCCUAAGGCGCUACGCGACGCUCUUCCCGCUAGCGAAAAGAACCUUACGGAUUCUAUCUAUGCCAGCAUCGUCACGCAGCUGUCGUAUCCAUUCGGCUCACCGGAGCGCGACGCCAUCAACCAUGCGUAUGGUGUUGCCCAAAAGCAGAUGUGCAUUGCUGCCACUGUCGUCCUUGUUGGUGCAGUUGGUGCCGUCCUCAUGUGGCGCGACAUUCGUUUGCACGAUAUCAAGGCAAAAGGGCGAGUCGUCUAAUCCGACACCCGCAGUAUGAUGUCUUUUGGCAACACACCCAUUAUCGAUUAAUAUUGAUUACUUGGAGUCUCUCAUAUAAUGACAUAAUCAGUUUAACCGUAAUGGCGAUCACCCAAGUACAAUGUAAAAGAUGAAGCGUAACGAAUGACAUAAUUAC
Molecule: messenger RNA, 1906 nt
Organism: Punctularia strigosozonata HHB-11173 SS5
Lineage: Eukaryota; Fungi; Basidiomycota; Agaricomycetes; Corticiales; Punctulariaceae
Product: MFS general substrate transporter
Exons: 6
Coding region: 1-1749 (582 amino acids)
Biological process (GO): transmembrane transport
Molecular function (GO): transmembrane transporter activity
Source: RefSeq, a predicted model, not a curated record